This is a messenger RNA of Carcharodon carcharias (great white shark), 4485 nucleotides long. Its product is annotated as KIAA0825 ortholog. Lineage: Eukaryota; Metazoa; Chordata; Chondrichthyes; Lamniformes; Lamnidae. The transcript has 20 exons. The record is from RefSeq and is a predicted model, not a curated record. The coding region runs from base 102 to 3923 and encodes 1273 amino acids.
GAAUGACGCUAACGUCUCUGGGCGACGCGCGUUUGUAAACAGGUUGGUGAAGCUUAAAGGCAGGAAUUUGGGGCAAGGCCACGUUGUCGCAUGUAUUGGUGAUGGCAUGGGAAGCAGAAUACCUAUUGGAUUAUUCCUGCUCAGGCUGCCUCUUGGACACAAUACCAGGGGAAGGGGAAGUGGAAUUGCAUCAAGCUCUUGGUGACAUUGAUGAGGAUCUGAAGCAGAAUGCUGUGUGCAUUGAGCAGACAAUGAGGGAACUGCAAUCAGACCUUAGUAAGCUGUGCAUGGGAGAGAAAUUGCAGAACACUGGUGAUUGCCUACAGUGGUUAAGCAGUUACAGUAUUUCCUGUGUCAAGCCAUUCACCACUCCAUGUGAUCAAUUGACAAACUUUCUUAAAGCACUGCUUCACUUUCUGAAGACUGAAGAAGGCCCGGAAGAAAUGAUCAUGCAGCUACUCCUGGAUCUCUCUGCUGAGUGUGGUGUUGUGUUUCCAUUGAAUUCAUAUGGAGCUUCAUUUCAUGUUCCUUCUACGACAUCAGUUCAUGCCGUUGAGUUCAAUGAUUCUCUUGAUGCCCUGUCUGUGUGGGAUGACGUGAGGUUACACCUUCGCAGGUUCUUAGUUGAUAAGCUUCAAAAUUGUCAAGAAAUGAAUAACAUGCUUCCAAAUAUUCAAUUCAAAGCACAGUGCCUUCAGCGGCUUCUAUUUCUGUACCCAGAAACUGAAGUUCUAACCAAAUAUCAAAGUAUCCAGUGCAAAUCUGUGCAAGAUCUGCUGCAGAAUAGUGUCUUAACCAACAGCGAUGAUAUCAGUUUUGACAAAGUAGCUCAUGGGUUUGAAAGCUCGAUUCCUGUGGUGUGUACAAUGAUGAGACAAGAUUUGUAUGCUUUACGUACACUUGUGGAGGAUUCUAAAGUAUUGAAAUUUAUUAAUGAUGCGUACUUACAGAAUAUUGCAGAAACACUCUACAUUGUAACAGAAAAACUUGGUGAACAACAGCUGAGGAAAAACGUGCAACAUUUGAAGACAAACAAAAGCUUAAGCAAACAAAAAGGAGCAGUACGGAUUAUGGUUUCACAGGAACAGACUAAGGAGGUAAGGAACUUAUGUCUCACUGCGCAUCAGCUUAGGUGCCUUUCCCACCUGAUGAAAACUCUCCUUCACUUGGAAAAGCGAAUGAAGGAACUAGCUUCGGAGGUCUUUUUGGGAAACUUUUCCACACAGCAUGGCAGGAAUGUUCGAGGAGUGUUAAAGAAGACCCCAGCAAAUACUGAUGUGCCAUCAGAGGUGAACAAAGCUCAUAUCCAAGCUGAGCAGUUACUACUUGUGACCGAGUCUGUUUCUCUUGAAUGCAACUGGAGAAAUGCUUUUAAGGGCCUAGCAUCUUCUACAGCCCAUUGUGUGAAAAGGGUAAUUGAAGAUACAUGUUCAGGAUGCCUUGAACAAGAAGCAAACCAGUACACAUCAAGGAAAGGUUUGGCAACAUGUACUCACCCAGUGAAAGCUACAUGGGAUCUGUACAUGGAAGAAGAGCAACCCAAAAAAGUCGCAAAGUUUUGUUCUUACAUCAUGGAAGAACUUGACACGUUACUUCCAUUGGCCCUGGCAAGCAGUGAGAGCUUUCUUCAGGAAAUUAGAGAAAGCUUUUUGGAUGGCUGUUCUAAAGUAGCUGUAGAUAUCCUGUCUCGACUUGAAGAGAGAAGCAAAGAGGUCCCCUCCAAGGUUCCAGUACAAAACCUGUAUGUUAUCCUCUCUACAGCAAUAUUCGUCCAUAAUUACUUAACUGAAUAUAAGAAUUUGCUGAAAGAGUCAAACAUAAAUAAGCCAUUGUUCUUGCUGCCAAUUCAGCGGUAUCAGGAAUUCAUCAGAGCGAUUCAGUUUCAAGUUUCCAAUUACUGCAUAAGAGUUUGUGCUACGAGCAUUUUCCAGGAUGCACAGAGCCACCACUGGGAUGACUCCAAAUCUUUUUAUGAGGGAGAGAGAUGCUCUUUUUCCAUUCAAAUGUGGCAUUACUAUUGCGGUGCGCUUCGUUAUGAUCUUUGGACUGUGCUGCCCUCUAGAUUAGCCCAGGAACUUCUAGCUGAGGUGUUGAGUGAAUCCUUAACCAUUCUGGCCUGCAGAUACUCUCAGUCUUGUCCUACGUAUAACAGAACUUCACAGAUAAGAAUUGACAUCACUGCCAUACUUGUGUGCACCGAAAAUCUUUUAUGGUCAGUUUGCCGUUCAGCUCAAGAAUUACUUCAGCCUUCAGAGGAUCUGUCUCGCUGGAUCUUCAUUAUUCAUAACCAUUGCAAUGCACUUCUUAGUGCUCUUGCUAUCUUAACAUCACCUCUAGACAAACUAUAUGAAAUAUUUUGCAAUGGUUUCUCUGGAUAUAUCUCUACGCUGGCAUUGGACCCAAUAAAUAAUGGCUUACUGGAAUGGUUACAUUGGAUUCAACUCUCCGGUUUUUCAAAUGAAUUACGCAGCCCUUCAUCAUGUGAUAAAGUUGCAGUCGACCAGCACCUUAUGUUGUUAUUGUCACAACCCAACUGCAACUGGAACUUAUUACUGCAAAUGCUAAUGCUUCAGGACUGUCUGGUACCUCGAAUCCUGCUGAAUAACACAUCUAUUGAUCAAGAGAACUUUGAUAUCCGGACAAAGGGAAAAAACAAUGAUGUGCAGUCAAAAUUGAUGGAAGCAAUCAUGAUGGUGAUGAUAUACUCCAAAUCAUUGCCCAGAUGUCUCAGUAUUGUUCUUGAAGAUUAUCUUGACAAAUACCAGAUGUGGAAUCAGUUGUGUUACUUAUCAGCUGCAGACAAGUCAGAGGUGCUAAGGUGUCUGAAACUGUAUAUAUCCAAAGCAAGCAAGGCAAUAUUAAAGCAGGUCGUCUCCUUGGUUCUCAUGUGGCAAGCAGUAGAGAAUCCAGGCACAUAUCAUUAUAAGCAAAUGCUUCCAGAAAGUUUGCUCAGUAAAAUUCCCAAAGCAUGGGAUUAUAUACCAAGGGAAUUUAAAAGAGGAGAAUCUGGAAAAAAUUUGACAAAACUUAUAGCUCAGGCUGUUUCAGUUGUAAUUGGUAACCUGCCUGGAGCAAUUGCUUCAUUGCCUUCAACAAUUAAAUACCUCUUCAACUUAGCGGAUAAAAAACUUCAUAACAACAUUCCUGAGCUCAGAAAAUCAUGCCUUCUUUGUUAUGUUAUGACUAUUUGCCAAACCCUGGAAGAUGGAAAUGGCAUAGAGCUUUUGACAAGUGUUGCAUUAGAUAGAUGGAGUAAAGAUAAACUGGGUUUGCUGAGUGAAUGUCUUCUGAACAUUAUGGGACAGGGAAAGGAAAGUCCCAAACCAAUAAUACAGAAGGUCAUCAAUUGUUUGGAAAAACAGAAACCUAAAUGGAUUGAAGCCCAGCUACAAAAAGCAAGAGAACUGUGCACAGAAAGUACAUUUCUCACAGACGGAGGUUGCUUUGCACAGGAGAAAGGCAGUUUUUCUGAAUUGACUAAGCAGAAAAUGAGCAUGAUACUCCUGGAUAUCUGCCACCAGCCAGGUGGUAGUGAAUACCUGAGGCAAAUUUAUCACAUCAUCCAACUCAAUGAGGAUUGGUUGAAGGAACAAAUUUAUUCUCAACGUUUUUCAGAUGAGAAAGGGGUCCCACAAAAGCCUUGGCAACUUACUUUGCACGGUUUUCAGCAACCUUUGAUGUUUAACCCUUUGCAUGUUUUUAACCAUAUUGGUUCCAGUAACUUUAGCCAGUCAGCUAUAACAGAGUGGAAUUGGGAUUGGUCAAAAGUGCUGCAGAGUAAUCUGGGACUGAGUCAAUUGACCUUCAGGGCACUGCUAGCAAACAGAUGGGAAAUGCAAGCUGACACAACUCUUGAAGCCAAAGAAAAGGUUAUGAUAGAACACCUACAAAAGAUGUAUUUUAGCAAGGAUGAAGAAAAUUAGUGUAACAAUGUAAGGUUAAUGAAAAAGCUUGUUACAUAUAAAUAGUUCAACUUUGCAUUUAUUGUUUCCAUUCAUUGAAAUUUUAAAAUAUUAUAUUGAAAGUCUGAAGCAAUAGAAGAACAUGACCAGUAAUUAAACAUAUUUUAUGUUCUUUGGAAGUUGUCUGUUAACUGUGUUAUUAAAAACAUAAAGUCUGAUGUGUUAAGUUGGAUUUACAUUGCAAUUCUGAAGAAAUCAGUUGGAUUUUUAUACAUUAAAACCAGAUACUUUAUGUUAGAAUUACAUUAUUUCCAUUGCCCACCUAAUUGCUUAAAGGGUUCACAACUAAACCAUGUAGAACAGAAAGUCCCCAGUUUACACAAAGUCUAAGUUGAUUUCACUGAUCUUCAUCAACAAGGCAGCACAGGCUUUAGACUUGGCUUCAGUCCUGCUGGAAGAGAAGCCAGCAUUCCUGCUCUUGAUCACUGUCCAGUGUCUCUGCUGGAAAUGCAUGUUUGUCGUUGCUGGGUGACAACACUGUACUCCUUUUAGUUUCUAUAUAAUAAAUCACACUGCAAUUUGA